Molecule: messenger RNA, 2327 nt
Organism: Habropoda laboriosa
Lineage: Eukaryota; Metazoa; Arthropoda; Insecta; Hymenoptera; Apidae
Product: xaa-Pro aminopeptidase 1-like
Exons: 12
Coding region: 101-2281 (726 amino acids)
Molecular function (GO): metalloaminopeptidase activity
Source: RefSeq, a predicted model, not a curated record
ACCUGUAAACGUACGUUCGCGUUUUUAUUUCAUCCUGGUCGCGCGUCUCUGCCGCGCUUUUAUUUUGCGCCUGCCAGUCGUCGCUGGAACGAUCGACGCGAUGAACGAGUUGAUACAUUGGAUCCUGGUUACGUUUUGCGUCCUCGGCUUAACAAAUGCGUACUAUUUACAAAGCGAUGUCGUCGAACCACUCCUUAAUUACAAUGGGGCAAAAAGAUCGUACUGUCCAGCUACGUCUCACAAACAACCAGCCGAUAGGCAAGACACGUCGGUAAGAUUGAAACAAUUAAGAUCGGAAAUGAGUCGGGUGGCUUCAGUGCAAGGACCGCCUCUCAAUGGAUACAUCGUCACUUCCGAUGACGCGCAUCAGAGCGAUUUAUCGGAUCCCCGUGACAUGAGGAGAGAAUACAUCACGGGAUUCUACGGUACUGCUGGAGAAGCUGUCAUCACUAUGUCCAAAGCAGUGUUCUGGACCGAUGGAAGGUAUCAUAUUCAGGCAGAUCAUCAGCUUGAUUGCAAUUGGAUACUCAUGAAACACGGUAGAGGAGAAGUGCCUACUGUAACAGAAUGGUUGAAACACGAAUUCCAAAACCAAGCUCUCGUAAAUAUUGGCGCCGAUCCAACGCUGGUAUCUGCCAUAGACUGGGAAACGUGGGAGAAUGAAUUAGCGAAUUCGUCCGUAAGAUUGGUCCCUGUCCGUAACAACCUGGUGGACUUGAUCUGGCAGGUCGGUCGACCGAAUUACAAUCCACUUCCGGCGUAUCCGUUGCUGGACAAGUAUUCCGGAAGAGCAUGGCAAGACAAGAUCCAGUCGAUCCGGAUCGAGAUGGAGGUGGUUAAGGCUGAUGCUCUCGUGCUAACCGCCCUCGACGAAAUCGCUUGGCUGUUCAACAUUCGUGGUUACGAUUUACCAAACACGCCUGUCUUAAGAGCAUACGCGGUUGUUACUUACCAAUCCAUACAUCUGUACGCUCCUCGACAGAAGAUUCCACGAUCGGUGGACGAACACCUGAAGAUGGACCUGUGCUCGCACGCUGGCUGCGUGAAGUGGCAUAAUUAUACGUCUAUCUGGUACGAUCUGAGGACAAUGUCCCAGGCAUGGAAUAUAGUAUGGCUGCCAACGCGAUGCGGUUACAGUCCGGGUGCUUCCAUGGAAAUAUUCAACUCUAUCCCUCCGGAGAAACGACUGGCGAAACCAUCACCGGUGAUAAGUUUGCGUGCACAAAAGAACGAGAUCGAAGCAGAGGGGAUGAGAAGGUCCCAUCUAAGGGACGCAGUAGCGAUGUGCGAUUUCCUGGCGUACAUGGAGGAACAAUACGAGCUGAAUUCAGAGGGUUGGGACGAGAUGCAGGUAGCAAGGCUGGCGAACGAGUUCCGUUACGAACAGGAUAAGAAUAAAGGAAUCUCGUUCCCUACCAUCGCCGGAUACGCAUCCCAUGCUGCUAUCCCCCAUUAUGAACCCAACAAUCUGACUAAUAUUAAAAUCGGAAAAACGUCCACGUUAGUCGUGGAUUCUGGAGGGCAAUAUCUAGAUGGAACGACUGACGUUACAAGAACGUUGCAUUUUGGCACACCAACGGAAGAGCAGAAGAAAGCGUACACGAGGGUGUUAAUUGGGGCAAUACAGCUGUCCUCGUUAAUUUUCCCGAACAGUCUGAGAUCGAAUCAGCUGGACAUUGUCGCUAGAGCACCAUUGUGGAACAUUGGUUACGACUAUUUGCACGGAACUGGCCACGGGAUCGGUCACUUCUUGUCUGUCCACGAAUCGCCUAUUAGCGUGUCGUACAUGCAAACCGCAUCGUCGGAUAAAAUGUGCGGACUUGUGGAAUUGAAACCAGGAUUUUUCUUGUCGAACGAGCCAGGAUAUUACAAGGAGGGCGAUUUUGGUGUGCGUUUGGAGAAUAUACUUGAAAUCGUGGAAGCAGGCACAUCAAAAAAUUUAGAAACCUUUUUGAAAUUCAGGGACGUCACGCUUGUACCGUACGAACCAAAAUUGAUCGAGAUUAAUAUGUUAACAGCGUCUCAUAUACGAUGGCUGAAUAAUUAUAAUCGUCGAAUUAGAGACGAAGUGGGUCCAGAAUUAAAAAAGAGAUUAAAGAUGGAUGCUUUUGAUUGGAUGUUGAAGAAAACUGCAACCAUUCCAGAAUUGAGUCCAGUCGACGAAGGACUGUUUUUUGGUCGUUCUCAUGCGACACCUUCUACAUUCAAACAGUUCCACGUAUUAGUAUACGUUCUUUUCAUAUAUCACACUCUAUCCAAUCUUCCAUAUGCGUGGAGUUAAUCAAGAUCAGAAAGGAUAUUUCAAUUUGUAAAAAACUAGCGAGCAA